This is a messenger RNA of Impatiens glandulifera, 2122 nucleotides long. RefSeq names its product zeta-carotene desaturase, chloroplastic/chromoplastic. Gene Ontology annotation, biological process: carotenoid biosynthetic process. NCBI's taxonomy places the organism in Eukaryota, Viridiplantae, Streptophyta, Magnoliopsida, Ericales, Balsaminaceae. The transcript has 14 exons. The record is from RefSeq and is a predicted model, not a curated record. Gene Ontology annotation, molecular function: 9,9'-di-cis-zeta-carotene desaturase activity. Bases 132 to 1883 code for a protein of 583 amino acids.
UCCAAUUUUGAUACUCUCCCCACUCAUCAUCUUUCCUUUCCUCUCUCCUUCUGGGGACCCUGCUGGAUUUGUUGCUAAUCUUGAGUUAAGGUGUAAGCCCGGUUCAUAAUUCUCAAUUCUUCCCAGGCCUGAUGGCCUCUUCUCUUUAUUUUCCGGCAACUUCAGCAACCUCCGGAAGUAGUCAUCGGAAAAAUACUGCUUCUUUUUCACUCUCCGGUCGAUGGAUGGUAACCCAAUUGAAGAAUCGAAAAUAUAAUGUUCGGUGUGCUUUGGAUACUAAAGUUUCGGACAUGAGUGUAAAUGCUCCAAAAGGGUUGUUUCCUCCAGAACCAGAACACUAUCGAGGACCAAAGCUGAAGGUGGCCAUUAUAGGAGCUGGACUUGCUGGUAUGUCCACUGCAGUGGAGCUUUUGGAUCAAGGUCACGAGGUAGACAUAUAUGAAUCAAGACAAUUCAUUGGUGGGAAAGUUGGGUCCUUUGUGGAUAAGCGAGGAAACCACAUUGAAAUGGGAUUGCAUGUUUUCUUUGGUUGUUAUAAUAAUUUGUUCCGAUUGAUGAAAAAGGUUGGUGCAGACAAGAACUUGCUUGUGAAGGAUCAUACUCACACUUUUAUCAACAAAGGGAGUGAAAUUGGUGAACUCGACUUCCGUUUUCCAAUUGGAGCACCACUGCAUGGGAUUCAAGCAUUCUUGACUACAAAGCAGCUGAAGCCCUAUGAUAAAGCAAGAAAUGCUUUAGCUCUUGCCUUGAGUCCAGUUGUUCGAGCUCUUGUUGAUCCAGAUGGAGCAAUGAAGGACAUACGAGAUCUAGAUAGUAUUAGCUUCUCUGACUGGUUUAUGUCAAAAGGAGGUACACGUGCCAGUAUCCAGAGGAUGUGGGAUCCAGUUGCCUAUGCUCUUGGGUUUAUUGACUGCGAUAAUAUGAGCGCUCGUUGCAUGCUUACUAUAUUUGCAUUGUUUGCCACCAAAACCGAGGCUUCUCUAUUACGCAUGCUCAAAGGCUCUCCUGAUGUCUAUUUAAGUGGUCCUAUCAGGAAGUAUAUUAUUGACAAAGGAGGAAGGUUCCAUCUUAGGUGGGGAUGCAGAGAAAUCCUGUAUGAUAAAUUUCAUGAUGGAGAAACAUAUGUGACAGGACUAGCCAUGUCUAAAGCAACACAAAAGAAAAUUGUGAAGGCUGAUGUUUAUAUUGCAGCAUGUGAUGUUCCUGGAAUAAAGAGAUUAGUUCCACCCAGUUGGAGGGAGUGGGAAUUGUUUGAUAACAUUUACAAACUAGAUGGAGUUCCUGUUGUCACGGUACAGCUGAGAUAUAAUGGGUGGGUUACUGAGUUACAGGACUUAGAACGAUCAAGGCAACUGAGGCAAGCUGCAGGACUAGACAAUCUUCUUUAUACACCAGAUGCAGAUUUCUCUUGUUUUGCGGACCUAGCACUGACGUCGCCUGAGGACUACUAUAUCGAAGGACAAGGAUCUUUACUCCAAUGUGUGCUCACGCCUGGUGACCCCUACAUGCCUUUACUAAAUGAUGAGAUCGUAAAGAGGGUUACGAAACAGGUUCUGCUUUUAUUCCCUUCCUCCCAAGGUUUGGAAGUUACCUGGUCAUCUGUUGUAAAGAUUGGACAGUCUCUAUAUCGUGAGGCACCUGGUAAAGACCCAUUUAGACCUGAUCAAAAGACACCUGUGCAGAACUUCUUCCUUGCUGGAUCGUACACUAAGCAGGAUUACAUAGACAGUAUGGAAGGUGCAACUUUGUCAGGAAGACAGGCUUCUGCAUACAUAUGUGAUUCAGGGGAGGGAUUACUAGCCCUUAGGAAGAAGCUUGCAAUAGAUGAAGCCAAACAACAAAACGGAACUACUAAUGUGGCUGACGAGUUGACUCUCGUCUAACAACAUACAAAUUUAUGUGUGUUCAUCGGAAUUGAUCUGAGAUCAGAUGUAGAAGACGGAUGGCAUAGAGAGUAUUCUAUUAGUUGUCACCUCUUUUAGUUACUCUGUUGAAGUCUCCUUUCUAGUAUUUGGUUUCAUAAACAUAAACAGAACUCCAUUGUUCUGCAUGACAGACAAUAAUGUGGAAAUUGGAUUCUUCAAAUAAGCACUCAUUUUACAAAGGUAUUUUACUAUUAUCA